AUGCGUCUCGUCGCAGACACACGCGCGGCCGGCGGUACUGCAAAUAUCAGCCAUGCCUCCGCUGCCUCGGCUCUCGCACACGCGAAUCGCAAACCUGUCGAAGUAUGGCGGCCCCCGGCUAGACAGCCUGCCGCCGAAAAGGCCGCGUUAUGCGUGAAAGACUACGCUCCGCCACAGCAACCCCAACCCACCACCCAGCACAGUGCAGAGGGACUUGGAGCUGCAAUGCUCGCUGUUCGUGAACAGAGAGCCUCGGUAGACCAGACCGCUAAGUCUGCUGUUGACAGACGUGGCAGCUCCACCGACCCUUACCACUUUACAGCUGUCGGCGGCAACCCAAGAGACAAGGCACUGAAGGCCGCAUCUGGUGCCUACACUCUCUCGCGUAAGAGAGCCGACUCAGCACCCAGUGACACUGGAGUUACCUCCGAGUCACCAUAUGGCAGUUCGACCGCUAGCGCAUCGCGAUAUGCGCGUGUGGAAGAGGAGGACCCCCUUGGAAAAUUGGACCCUGCCAUGGAAGCAAGCCGGAUCAAGCAUAGGGCUAAUGCUAACGCGAAGCUGUAUACAUCAUCGCCACCUAUCCGAGAACAAAACUCCAAGAACUCGCAGCGUGCUGCUGCCAUCUCAAUGGCAAAGGACAUGUAUAGACUUACCGAUUCCAAGGCACGAUCUGGUGAAUCUCCCGCCGUCCUGGCAGCCCAAAGGGGACAGGGUCAAUUGGGCUACCGCAAGACUGUAUCCACCGCAGAUGGGGCUGCCCUCCGGCGUGCGAUUGCCCUACAAGAGGCAGCACAAAAGCGAGCCACCGAGAAACUAGCACUAAUGAAGGAUGAGCAUGCCGACUACCAGCAAUAUUAUGGCACCACACCUCAACCGCAACGGUCGCGCUUGGCAACCCGCCGUAAGAGAACUUCGAGCGAUGCGGACUCCUCUCAGGUCGAUGUAGAGCAGUCGCGACAAAUUCGGAGCCAGAUGACCACGCUGCGGACCAAGAUGAACCAAGUAGAUGGACGCAGGACACAAGAUCGGGAACUGCUUAUGCAGGCCGCCCGCCGCAAUGUGGAACAAACCAUCCAGGCCAUGGAGGCGCGAGUUUACGCGGACACCGGUCGCGCUCCGCCUUCCGUACAGAGGGAGUGGGAUGAGGUUACCCAGGAGCGCGUGCGACUGGAGGCAGAAUCAUUUGAAGCCGCUCCCACCACCGGGGACCGAGUGAAUAUCGGCGGCCAGACGUAUAUGGACAUGGCCGAUGUUGACGCUGUCGCUCGGUCUCGUCUCCAGCCUGCUCUCGAUGAGAUUACAGAUAACGCCGAACUACGGAGAGCGCAUGAAAUUGAAGCUCGUCUGGACGCUGAGGAGGAGCAGAGACAUGCUGCCGUGGAGCGUGAGCGCGAAGCUGAAGUGAAAGAGUUGGAGAAGCAAGAAAGAGGUGCAAGCAAGCGCGAAAAGUCCGAGGGUAUUAUUCCCAAAUUAUUCUUGUGGAGGAAGAAGGGCAAGCGGGCCCGGGUUGAGGAAUCCGACACCGAAGAGGCUCAGCCUGUCUCGCCUGUGGCUCAGGGAGCUGUAUUAGAGCGGCCUCCGAGUACAGCUCCGGGCAGUAUGGUCUCGACGGAGAGCAUCCUCGAGCAAGCUUCUGUGACGACAGAGCCGAGGAGCUCUAUCCCCGACGAAGCUUCUGUUGAAACAGAGACAGCCGGUCCCACAACCAUUGCUGCAGCUGCCUCCUCAGUUCCAGAGACUGAGCCUUCAAAUCCCGAGGAAAACGACGUUCCCGAGGAAGACGACGUGCCCGUGGCAAUCCCACGGCGGCCAACACGAAGCCAGACCGAGCCUCUCCAGAUCGAGCAGCCAGAUGCAGCCCCCUCAGGCCCAAAUGUCGUGCACUACUUCACGCCACCAGUCACAAGCCCGCGCGCUGACGCCAAGCUCAAGAACUGGUUCCGCGACCGUCUCGUCCGCCGUUCCAGUGGGCCAGUCGCCAUCUAUCCCCGCCAGCCAGGCCCGGAAACCAACACAGACAGCGAACCCGCCUUUCAAGGAGGCGCCAGUCUAACUGGCGGCGACGAGCCCCGCGGCACAGCACUGGGCUCACACCCUGUGGCUGAAGCUAUCCCGACCCACAACAGAUCUUCGAGCUACUACAGCAACGACUUUAAUGUGACCAAGAUUAACAGUGCCGACACUUCCCCCGAGUCUAUCAAACAAAAUGGUAAUGGCAAAAAGAGAAAUCGCCUGAGCAGGACGUUCUUCAAGACCGUCUCUGGUAACCAUGAUGAGCCUAGUUCGAACGACGGUGACUCCCGUCGUGACUCGGGAGUUCCAUCUUUGUCCAAGGAUGCCGAUGGCACUGAUACUCAGAGUGUGCAGGAUGGUGCUAUUGACCAGGGUCUUACUGUGCCACCUACUAUUGGUGAGACGGUGAACGGAAGAAGAGAAUCGAGAUUCUCCGAGAUCCUGUGA
Messenger RNA from Penicillium vulpinum, 2463 nucleotides. RefSeq lists its product as uncharacterized. Bases 1 to 2463 code for a protein of 820 amino acids. Gene Ontology annotation, biological process: eisosome assembly. The record is from RefSeq and is a predicted model, not a curated record. The transcript has 2 exons. Lineage: Eukaryota; Fungi; Ascomycota; Eurotiomycetes; Eurotiales; Aspergillaceae.